Messenger RNA from Coprinopsis cinerea okayama7#130, 2013 nucleotides. RefSeq names its product thioredoxin family protein. Gene Ontology annotation, biological process: protein modification by small protein removal. The coding region runs from base 1 to 2013 and encodes 670 amino acids. NCBI's taxonomy places the organism in Eukaryota, Fungi, Basidiomycota, Agaricomycetes, Agaricales, Psathyrellaceae. Gene Ontology annotation, molecular function: peptidase activity. The transcript is spliced from 8 exons. The record is from RefSeq and is a predicted model, not a curated record.
AUGACGACCCCAGUGAAACUCUAUGUGUACGAUCUCAGCAAUGGGAUGGCUAAACAACUUUCUAGGCAGUUGACUGGAAGACAGAUAGACGGCAUUUGGCAUACUUCAGUCGUCGUAUUUGGGAAAGAGGUGUUCUAUGGCCAGGGUAUCAGUAUAACAGAGCCAGGGAAAUCUCAUCACGGUGCACCGCUCGAGAUCUUGGACAUGGGCGAAACCUCCCUGGACGAGGACACCUUCGAUGAAUAUCUCAGUGAGCUCAAGGAACACUAUACAGCAGACAAGUACCAUCUCCUCGAAUUCAAUUGCAACUCCUUCACCAAUGAUUGCAUCGGCUUCUUAACUGGAGGGACGAUUCCCUCUUAUAUCAAAGACCUUCCUACCGACUUUCUGUCGACGCCAUUCGGGGCUUCCCUCCGCCCUACAAUUGACGCAAUGUAUCGCAGGCCCGCCCCUGGUGCCGCCCCUGUACCUCCACCUACUAACGCUGGGCAAGGCCCGAUGGAUGUUCAAAUGGCUGGAGCACUCCUUCAGGCAGCAGCAGCAAUGGCGUCCCAGCAGCAGACCAGCGGCUACGCUCAGCCUUCUGGCCACUCUUCUCAAGCAACCAACGCCAUCGCUGGCCCAAUCCACAUCAUUACCAACGCGCCCAAUUUUAACUCGUUCAUCAAAUCCCACAAAGCUGCUGUUGCAUUCUUCACGAGUCAGACUUGCCCUCCGUGCAGAAUGAUAGAGCCCGUCUUUGAGCGGUUAUCAGAGGAGAAGGGCGUUCAGGUCGACAGAGAUGGAGCAGGUUUUGCGAAAAUUGAUCUUGGAGUUGGGAGCGCGAAUAUGUUAGCUGGGCAAUAUGGUGUGCGGGCUACGCCUACUUUCCUAUUCUUCUUGAAUGGGGAGAAGGUUGAGGAAGUCAAGGGAGCUGAUGCAGGGGAGCUACGAACUCAAGUUGACCUCUUGCUAUUCCAGGCCUACCCUCCACACCCACACACGAGCAUCGCAACACCUACAAUCAAAGCCCUGUCACUCAACCCGAUCUUAUUCACACAGGCACCUGCCAUCGACACCGUCGUCACCAAACUCUCGAGUUUCAUCGAUGCAGCCACAUGGCCCACAUCUGCCCCUCAAACCCAAGCUGACGUGAAGAAGCUGCUAUCCGGCGAAGUCACGACCUACCUCAAAGCGCGUUUCACCCCCGCCACACCAGGCGGUGGCAAACCUUCACUCCCAUCAGCUCCCAUCACUCUGCUCAAUUCGUGGAGCGCCGUUACCCAAACUCUCGUCAAUGCUCUCCCAAUCGAGUCCCUCUUCCCGCUGGUCGACAUGUGGAGGCUUGCAUUUCUCGAUCCUGCAGUCGGCAACUGGAUCGCCUCGUCUCCCGCAAUGAAUCCCAUAACAGUUUUCCUACCUAAAGCCCUCUCGUCCAUCCACGCCACAUCGCCCACAGACACCAAACGCUGGAGAAACUUUAACCUCACCGCCCUUCGACUUCUCUCUAACGGGUUUUCUUCGCGUGCAAGUAGUAAUUGGCUGAUGUCUGGCAACAAUUCGAGUGGGACAAGGGUACGGGACAAUGUCACGCAAAUCCUCGUUCCGAGUCUCUUGCAUGAAGAUGCAGCCAUCCGAACGGCUGCUGCCAGUCUCGCUUUCAAUGCCGCAGCAUGGCUGCAGAAGAAGAGGGUGGAUGCUAUACAAACUGGGAGGAGGUGGAAUGUGGACACCGAAGGCGGGGACGAGAUGGCGGAGUGGCAAGUAGAGAUGGCGAGCGCUGUGGUAGAGGCAAUUGGAAGGGAGAAGGAGAACGAGGAAGUCGUACAUCGAUUGGUUGCCUGCCUGGCAUUCCUCAUUCGCCUAUCACCGGUACACGACACACAGCUUGGCCCUCUCCUCGAAGUUCUCCAGGCGAAAGAGGUGGUUAGAGCCAAGCUUGUUAAAGGAGAGGGGUGGAAUACGGACGGUGGAUUGGCCAAGAAAGAUGUUAGAAAGUUGGUGGAGGAACUUACGAACAAACUACUAUCUUAA